Messenger RNA from Bactrocera tryoni, 444 nucleotides. RefSeq lists its product as uncharacterized. The record is from RefSeq and is a predicted model, not a curated record. The coding region runs from base 1 to 444 and encodes 147 amino acids. The transcript has a single exon. NCBI's taxonomy places the organism in Eukaryota, Metazoa, Arthropoda, Insecta, Diptera, Tephritidae.
AUGGUUUAUGGAAGUACACUUCGAUUACCUGGCCAGUUCUUUGCCGAAAAACAUAAGUACAAUGCCAACGAAGGUGAAUUCGUCGAAAAUUUACGCAUACGCAUGCAGUCACUAAAGCCGUCACCAACUACAAACAACUCAGCGCACGUACCAUUCGUAGAAAAGAACUUACACUCAACACCAUCAGUCUUCGUGCGAAACAACUCAAUUCGUCCACCUCUUCACCCACCAUACGAGGGACCAUUUCUCGUAGUCGAACGCGGCGACAAAUUUUUCAAAGUCAAAAUCCGAGGGAAGGACGUAAACAUUACCAUCGACCGGUUAAAAGCAGCUUUCGUCGCCGAAGAUUACCAAACCCCGUCGAAUCAAACAGUUCAACACAAAGAGCACCAAACAAAAUCUGGUCGUCGAGUACGCUUUCGUCUUCCCGAUAGGGGGGAGUGA